Molecule: messenger RNA, 2876 nt
Organism: Cryptomeria japonica (Japanese cedar)
Lineage: Eukaryota; Viridiplantae; Streptophyta; Pinopsida; Cupressales; Cupressaceae
Product: probable receptor-like protein kinase At1g80640
Exons: 10
Coding region: 896-2491 (531 amino acids)
Biological process (GO): protein phosphorylation
Molecular function (GO): ATP binding; protein kinase activity
Source: RefSeq, a predicted model, not a curated record
GUGCCUCUGAUUCAACAUCAAAGUGAUUUAGUGGUUGUAUUACACUGUUCAUGGUUUAGACUCUUAAGAGGAACAGGCUACCUAAUUGUAUGUAGAUAACAAUUGAAGAGAUGCUGUCAAACAUACAUAUUGAAGUAUAAACAUCUUGAACAUGAAAUCUUACGAUGCAGACCCCUAAAAAUUUUGCAAACUUGGCAAUUUGAGAGCUGUGUGUCAAAAAAGCAAUGCCUUUGAAUAAGUUUGCUUGAAUUCGAUACCCCAGAUUUUAAUGGUAGAUAUUGCGUGUUUUAGACUGGUGGGAGAGGAUGAGCUUAAUCAGUUGUUGUAAGUUUCAGGAAAUGGGUCCUCUUCAAACUUGCAACUUUUUAUCCAGAUCAGCUUCUGUUAACAAUGGUUGUCUUGAGAAGUUGAAGGCAUUACUUAUCCAUCCAGUCUUUGUUAAUGUCCCCCACUUCAUAACAAUGUCUUUAUAUCUUAGACAUAUACAUCUCUGUGCCUAAGAAUUUAUAAGGAAUCUCUCAGAAGGAACUGAACUUAUGUUACACCUUUAAACAACUUUGAUUGUGUACUUGAAGGUGCAGCUGCCAGGCGAUGAAUCUUGUAUCUCUUCAUUAAUGCUUGCAAUAAUGUUUUGAACUAUUAAUUCUACCACCCAAUUAAUUUUCAUAGGAAGGUUUUGGUAACAGGUCCUAUAUAUGCUGCUGCUAUUCUUGGUUAGGUCUCCAAGAUGCCCACUGGCUUUGAAUUCAGAUCAUCACUAUUGUCUAUGAAUGGAUAAGCAAGGACUUUUAGAGAAACAUUUGGUUGUUUCAAAGCCUGGCACAAAUUGCAUGAAGUGGGUAUUAUAACACAGGAAAUUAUUGUUGCUUCUCAAGGUGUUUCUGGACUUGUUUGAAUGCAUCUCAUUACCACUCAGCUUAUUCAAUCAGAUAUGAUGGCCAAAUCAGUUUUAAUGGCUAUUUUAUUUUGGGGAAGUUGUGUCAUUGGAACGUUUCAAUUCAAGUAUGUUAAUGGUGAGAGAUCAGCAGGAAAAUCUCAUCUUCCUCAGAAACAGAGUACUCAUUCCCCAUUGUAUGUACCAGUGCAUGCUCCCAGUUCACACAUUGCUUAUCAUUCUUCUUAUUUAAGUCUCAACAAAAAUCUGAACCUGGUGCCUGCUUCUCUUUCUUCCCCUUCACCUUCGCCAUAUGUUAAAUCUAGAAGGACAAACAAGCCCAGUGCAAGUCCAUAUCUUUUCCUACCAAUGGUCGAAUCAGUGCCACCUGUGGCUUCUACAAUGGCAACAGCAACGGAGCAAACAAAUUCACCCAACCAUGAAAUACAGCAUCUCAAAGUUCUAAUCAUUGCGGCUAUCAUCUCUGUACUAUUCCUUAUUGGAGUCAUCUUGCUUUUUGCAUAUUGUACUUGGGUGCAUAAGCAUAAUUCAAAGCCACUUUAUUCACCAUCUCAAGCACAGGCAUAUGAAAAACAAUUACACAUUGACGGCUCAGAUGCCAAUAAGGGGAUAUCACUUGGGCCACUGAUUAAUCGCUUGAGCUCGUUUCGAAUUACAAAGAGGAGAGAAUUUGCAUCUGCUAUUGAUUAUCUUACUUUGCAAGAGGCAACAAAUAAUUUCAGUAGUUCUAAUUACCUGGGAAAGGGUGGCUUUGGUUGUGUUUAUAAAGCCCAGUUUCAUGAUGGAUUUUGUGCUGCUGUGAAGAAGCUGAAUGACGAUAGACAACAGGCAGAGGAAGAAUUUCAGACUGAAGUUGAUCUGAUGAGCAGAGUCAGGCAUCCAAACCUGGUGUCUUUGUUGGGUUUUUGUGCACAUGGAACGAAAAGACUUCUAGUCUAUGAGCUCAUGAGAAAUGGCUCUUUGGAAGACCAGCUACAUGGUCCAUCUCGUGGAUCUACGCUCACCUGGCAGUUGCGUCUGAAGAUAGCUCUUGAUGUUGCAAGGGCUCUGGAGCAUUUGCAUGAGCACUGUGAUCCAUCUAUCAUUCACUGUGAUUUGAAAUCAUCAAAUGUCCUCCUUGAUGCAAGCUACAAUGCUAAACUUUCAGAUUUUGGUCUUGCCAUAACAGUUCGAGGAGUUGUGGAUAGAAAAUUUUUUCAGGUUUUGGGAACCUUGGGAUAUGUAGCUCCAGAGUACCUUCUAGAUGGGAAAUUAACAGAGAAAAGUGAUGUCUAUGCAUUUGGAGUAGUUCUAUUGGAACUGAUUACAGGAAGAAAGCCUGUGGACAAAUCUAUGCCAGAAGGAUGUCAAUCCCUCGUUACUUGGGCCAAGCCACAGUUAACAGAUAGGACAAAGCUUCCAACUAUUGUGGAUCCUGUUAUUAAAGAGAUGCUGAACUUGAAACAUCUUCAGCAAGUAGCAGCUAUUGCAGUUCUUUGUGUACAACCUGAGCCUGAUUACAGGCCACUGAUAGCUGAUGUUGUCCAUUCUCUUAUUCCUCUUGUACCACUAGAGCAUGGAGGGGCAUUAAGGAAUGCUGAUACACCACAACUAUAGUGCACCCUGAUUAGUGAUAUCUAAGACUGAAUUUCAGUCUCUGUGUUUUGUAUGGUGUUUGCCCAAUGAGUAGCUAUUUAAGUGCCCAUGCAAACAUUUACUUUAUCAUUCCAUAUUUUAUUGAUCUGUUUUUAUUAUUCUAAUAGAAACUAUCAAUUAAAGUUUUGCGUUGGUUGACAAUAGUCAACUGGAAUUUAAGCCAUGUACACUACUUCUUCUCGAAGAAAAAUAGGAGAUUUUAGAUAUAGAGUUAGAUGAUUUGUUAGUUGAUUAGAUUCAAGAAAGCUUCAAAGAGAAAAUUCAUUUACUGGUUGAAAUUGUACUUAUAUAAGGAUGUUACUUUUGGCUGGGUUUAAAUGGCAGUAAUUGAUCUCUCUUUUCUUAA